UUUUAUUUUGGACACAUAAUCAAUUUUUUUUUAUUAAUUUUAAUUUUAUUUACCACUUGUGUAAAUCCAAUCAAUUGAAUUGUGAUAAUUCCAUAUUUUUUUCAGUAAAAUCAAAAAUCCCAAAAUGAGUAACCGUACCAAAGGAAAUGUUAAACCGUCAAAUAGUGAACGUGCAUCUCGUUUAUUGACAACGAAUAAAUUUCUUUCAUUUUCGGAAGCUUCAAAAAAUUUAUCCUCGGUUUAUAAAGCAACCGAUGGUGCUGGUGGUGGUGGUGGUAAUUCGAGACAAAAUGAUUCAAUUACAGCAUCGGCAUUUGAUUGUGAAAUCAGUUCAGAUUUUCAACAAAUAUUCAAACAUAUGGCCAAAAAAGAUGUUAAUACAAAAAUAAAAGCAUUGGAAGAAUUUGUUGAAUUAUGUCGUCAAAAAAACCAAAACGAAUUGUUAAGUAUUGCACGUUUUUGGUUUCGUUUAUAUCGAAAAUUGGCCAAUUCAUUAGAAUGGAACAUACGUAAUGCCAGUCAUGAAACACAAUAUCGAUUCAUUUCAUCAAUCGAUAAGAAUUUAAUUCAGGAA
Molecule: messenger RNA, 574 nt
Organism: Dermatophagoides pteronyssinus (European house dust mite)
Lineage: Eukaryota; Metazoa; Arthropoda; Arachnida; Sarcoptiformes; Pyroglyphidae
Gene: Ltn1
Product: E3 ubiquitin-protein ligase listerin
Biological process (GO): ribosome-associated ubiquitin-dependent protein catabolic process; rescue of stalled cytosolic ribosome
Cellular component (GO): RQC complex; cytosol
Molecular function (GO): ribosomal large subunit binding; ubiquitin protein ligase activity
Source: RefSeq, a predicted model, not a curated record